AUGUCUUCACAAAAUAGCAUUUAUAGUCCAGGUCAAUUCAUGAACCCUGGACCUGCGCCUCGACCUCCUGCUGGCCCUCGAUUAAAUUACACUCCUACUACCUCGAAUGUUCCCGGAAAUGUGUCUGCACCUAACAUCUCCCAGUUGAGCAUCAAUUCUCCCAUCACCAGAACUGUUUCAUCAACAUACUCCGGUUCGACCGUCUCUCUGCCUUUAGCUCGACAACAGACCAAUAUGGAUGGACAAGGAGGUGUCGCAGUGAUCAAGGAGGGAUGGGCUUCGGUAAAGGAGGGCAAGAACUUUAUCAGUCCUUGGAAGAAUAAGUGGCUCAUCCUCCGCAAAGAAGCACUCGAUUUUCAUAAGACUGAGGGUGGAAAAGUUGCAUAUCAAAUUGUGCUCAAGGACGUCCUUGGAGUUUCGAGAGUUGAGGCCGCUGGAACCAUCUUCGAAAUCAGGAGAACAAUGAACGGCUCAUCGAACAAUCCAGGGGAUGAUGACAGUUCUGGGAGAACUCUUCAGAUCAAGGUCAAGACUGACGAUGAUUUGUAUGAAUGGAUCGAUUUCAUUUAUGCACGUUGCCCUGGCAUGGGCGGUGUCAGCAACCCAACCAAUUUCAGUCACUCCGUCCAUGUCGGUUUCGAUCCCAACACCGGAGAGUUUGUCGGAUUGCCUGCAGAGUGGUCAAAAUUGCUAAAUUCGUCAGCUAUUACCAAGGAAGAUUAUGAGAGAAAUCCUCAAGCUGUUUUCGAGGUCUUGGAGUUCUACUCUGAUAUUACCAAGCGUCAACAGAAUCCACAGCAAUUUUCGAGUUUGACUCCUACACCAUCAGUCGCUGCUAAUCAAAAUAAACAACUUGGUUACAUGCCAGGAAACUCGGUUGCUCCACCCAGACCGCUUCAGCCUCAACAGCAACAGCAGCCAAAUAACAACGGAUAUGGCUCUCCUCAACAGCAGCCUCGAAGACCCACACCUCCCGAGCAAAGUCAGCAGCGCAACCAAAUGCAGCAAAUGGCAGCGAACUAUGUUACUCCUGAUCAACGCGAGGAACAGAGACAAGCGCAAUUGGCAGCACAAAGACAGCGGGAACUAGAGGUGGCAGAACAAAAUCGACUUGAUAUGGAAGAAUACAACGCGACAAUCCCUCAAACUCGCAUUCCAAUGGCCAAGCAGGAGAUUGGAGGUGGUGGUUAUUCGAGCAAUCCUCAAGAUCGAUACAAUCCGACUCGUGUGGCGCCUCCUGCUCCCCGACCGCAGAAAGGUCAACAGACUGCUGCUCAAAGGCCAGCGCAGAGACAAGCACCGUCUGCACCAUCUGCAAGCGAUUCGAGCAGACCACCACUUAAUACCCAGCAGAGCUCGUCUUCAGUUAGAGAUCAAAAUGGGUCAAAUAAAUCACCAUCGGAAAGACAGGAUCCUCGAUAUCCUAACAGUCAAACUUCUAGUCCUCAGCAGCAGCGACCGGCUCAGCAACAACCAUCUAGGUUACCUGCCCCAGUUAACAAUGUGAAGCCACUUAAUGUCGCUCCCAAACCAGCUACCAAUGGUGUUCAACAGAAUGACGCAGUCAAGGCUGCAGAAGCUGCUCUUACUGCCAAGCCAGCCGCCUCUGAACGCACAAAGGACGUUAGAAUGUCAACCAUGUCCGAGAAUGAAGUCAUGGCUAAGUUGAAAGAGGCUGUCUCCAAGGAUGAUCCUAACCUUUCCUACUCCAAGCAGAAGAAGAUUGGUCAAGGUGCUUCUGGUUCCGUCUAUGUUGCGAAGGUGAAGGAGAAUCCGGCAUCUCCAGUUGCUCGUGAAGUUCUACGUCAACAAGGCAGCAAAGCCCAAGUUGCAAUCAAACAAAUGGAUUUGGCGCACCAGCCGAGAAAGGAGUUGAUUGUAAAUGAAAUAAUGGUUAUGAAGGAUAGCAAGCAUCGAAACAUUGUCAAUUUCCUUGAUGCUUUCUUACGAAACAACUACACGGAACUCUGGGUUGUCAUGGAGUACAUGGAAGGAGGUGCCUUGACUGAUGUUAUUGACAAUAACUCCAACAUUACUGAGGACCAAAUUUCCACCAUUUGCCUUGAGACCUGUCGUGGACUCGAGCAUCUUCAUGCACAGAGCAUUAUCCAUCGUGAUAUCAAGAGUGACAACGUUUUGCUCGAUGCACGUGGUAAUGUCAAGAUUACGGAUUUCGGAUUCUGCGCUAAGCUCACUGAAUCUAAAUCUAAGCGUGCUACCAUGGUCGGUACUCCUUACUGGAUGGCUCCCGAAGUUGUCAAGCAAAAAGAGUAUGGACCAAAGGUCGAUAUCUGGUCUCUUGGUAUCAUGGCUAUUGAGAUGAUCGAAUCUGAGCCACCGUAUUUGAAUGAGGAGCCUCUCAAAGCUCUUUAUCUAAUUGCCACCAACGGUACACCUCGUCUCAAGAAGCCCGAAAAAUUGAGUAAAGAACUCAAAGCUUUCUUGUCCGUCUGUCUAUGUGUCGAUAUCAGAAGCAGAGCAUCCGCAGAUGAACUGUUGAUGCAUGACUUCUUGAAGCACGGCUGCGACACUGCUAGCUUGGCUAACCUCCUCCACUUCCGAAAGAAUGCCAAAUAA
Sclerotinia sclerotiorum 1980 UF-70 is the source of this 2577-nucleotide messenger RNA. RefSeq lists its product as hypothetical. The record is from RefSeq and is a predicted model, not a curated record. The coding region runs from base 1 to 2577 and encodes 858 amino acids. Gene Ontology annotation, molecular function: protein serine/threonine kinase activity; ATP binding. The transcript is spliced from 4 exons. Gene Ontology annotation, cellular component: cytoplasm. Lineage: Eukaryota; Fungi; Ascomycota; Leotiomycetes; Helotiales; Sclerotiniaceae. Gene Ontology annotation, biological process: intracellular signal transduction; protein phosphorylation; regulation of MAPK cascade.